Pseudogymnoascus verrucosus is the source of this 1731-nucleotide messenger RNA. RefSeq lists its product as uncharacterized. Gene Ontology annotation, biological process: D-ribose metabolic process. Gene Ontology annotation, molecular function: ribokinase activity. NCBI's taxonomy places the organism in Eukaryota, Fungi, Ascomycota, Leotiomycetes, Thelebolales, Thelebolaceae. The transcript has a single exon. The coding region runs from base 178 to 1152 and encodes 324 amino acids. The record is from RefSeq and is a predicted model, not a curated record.
GUGACACUCGUAAUAAGCAUAACAGCGUACGUCGCCAUUUAUAUUUAAUAACUUAAUUAUUUUAAAUAUUCCUUUCAGUGAGACAUUUAUCUGACACCGAUUUGAGCCACUGUUGCACAUUUCUAUAAUCAACUUUACAGAGCAAUUGGUAUUUGCUCUCUGUUACACUAUAAAAACAUGGCGAGCCAUGAAUCUCUUCUUCCCCUUAGACUCAUCACUAUCAUUGGCUCUCUUAAUGCAGACAUAACAACCUAUACUUCGAGGAUACCUAGCGGCGGCGAAACACUUCAUGCCAGAUCAGUCAAGACUGGCGCAGGAGGAAAGGGCGGUAACCAAGCAGCGGCAUGUGCAAAGCUGUCGAGAACAAGGAAUGAUGUAAACAAUGGCUCAGCAGACAUCCGCAUGAUUGGCGCAGUAGGAAACGACCAGCAUGGGCAGCUUCUACUAAACAACCUGCGCGCUAGCGGCGUCGAUAUAUCCGGCAUCACGAUACAAACCGAAAUUGAAACGGGAGUGGCAAUUAUUCUUGUCGAAGAAUCAACAGGCGAGAAUCGAAUUCUUCUUAACGGUGGAGCAAACUACUCUCUCUCACCAUCACUAUUUGUCACGAUCCCCAAUCCAAAACCAUCGCUAUUAAUUCUCCAACUCGAGAUACCGCUUCAGACAACACUGCAGAUCCUGAAGGCAGCACGUGAAGCAGGCAUUGAGAUCCUACUCAACCCCGCCCCCGCAAUCGAGCUUCCAGCAGAGGCAUACGCCAAUUUACGGCACUUGAUCCUGAAUGAGACAGAGGCAUCAAUCUUAUCAGGUUACAGCGUUGAGCAGAUCAAAAACGAUAGUCUUUUGCCGAUAGCUGCACGAGUUUUUCACUCCAGAGGCGUACACAACGUAGUGAUCACGCUAGGAAGCCAAGGGGUAUUCUACUCCCAGGACGCAGGCCUCUCCGGAUUUGUCAAAGCAAAGAAAGUCGAGGUCGUGGACACGACUGCGGCGGGAGAUACGUUUGUUGGAGCGUAUGCGCUGGAGGCAGUGAAGGUGGAUUUCGACAUCGAUGUUGCAGUGCGAAAGGCAAAUGCCGCCGCUGCAAAAACAGUUGGCAAGAGAGGGGCGCAGGUGGCAAUCCCUUGGGCAGAUGAAGUUGGCCCCAUAUGAGAGUUGUACUGGAAAUAUAGAGCUUGAUAAAGUACAAACAACACUGCUAGUUGUACAGGUGUGUUGUACUGGUGUCUCUUCCAUUUCUAAUACUUCUGGUAUUGUGUCAUCGUAAAACACACAAGCUAUUUAAACAAUAGCAAAGCACGAAUCGAAUAUCUCGUGCAUGACAGUUCGCACAUCGAUCCUCUGCCUCUGUGCGUCUUGCCUCGCCUGUACCUCAUUAAGCACCUGAGCUGUGAUAUUCGCAUUCGUGGCCACCGUCUCCAUCGUUUUUAUUUGCGUUGUAAUCCAUAAUCUCUCCUCCGGGUCGUCUUCUUCGCAGCCCCACAUGAGCAAAGGCCAUAGCAUAUUAACAGGAAGCAUAUCCCGGGAAGGAUCCUGUGCUACAGGUUGUAGCUGGACCAUGUCAUGCGCUGUAUUUCGAAUAUUGGCGAUGGAUUUUAAUGUUUGUGGAGAUAGCGGAAGGUGUUUAUAUGCCACACGGUGGAGGUGAAUAUGAGACGCAUGGUAGUUAGCAAAGAAUGUCCGAAAUGUUCGUGUCAAGGUGUAGGCCAAGCUUGCUGAGACGUGUGGUGC